Messenger RNA from Epinephelus moara (kelp grouper), 6000 nucleotides. Its product is annotated as copine-7-like. The record is from RefSeq and is a predicted model, not a curated record. The transcript has 5 exons. Gene Ontology annotation, molecular function: calcium-dependent phospholipid binding. Gene Ontology annotation, biological process: cellular response to calcium ion. NCBI's taxonomy places the organism in Eukaryota, Metazoa, Chordata, Actinopteri, Perciformes, Serranidae. Bases 28 to 687 code for a protein of 219 amino acids. Gene Ontology annotation, cellular component: plasma membrane.
CUGAUUAAACUGCAGCAGCUGUAAUAUAUGACUGAUAAAUUUGCUUAUCGUUUCAGUGACAAAAGAUUUUCAGCUUUGGGGUUUGGUGCCAGAAUUCCUCCAAAUUAUGAGGUGUCUCAUGACUUUGCCAUUAAUUUCAACCCAGAUGAUGAUGAAUGUGAAGAGAUCCAAGGAGUGGUUGAGGCAUACCAGAACUGCCUUCCUAAGAUCCAACUGUACGGCCCAACCAAUGUUUCCCCCAUCAUUAACAGGAUAGCUAAGCUGGCAGCAGGCGACGGCAACAUUAAAGAUGCUUCUCGAUACCACAUCCUGCUCAUCCUCACGGAUGGUGUAGUGACAGACAUGGCAGACACGCGUGAGGCUAUUGUGCGAGCCUCCUACCAGCCUCUCUCCAUAAUCAUUGUCGGUGUGGGCAAUGCAGACUUCACAGACAUGCAGAUUUUGGAUGGAGAUGAUGGAGUCCUACGCUCACCGAAGGGCGAGCCUGUCCUCAGGGACAUUGUGCAGUUUGUGCCCUUCAGAGACUUCAAAACGGCUUCACCUGCAGCCCUGGCCAAAUGUGUUCUGGCGGAGGUGCCCAAGCAAGUAGUGGAGUACUACAGCCAUAAGGCCAUCUCCCCUAUGUGUCCUAUGAGGGACUUAGUGACGCCCAUCCUCAGCCCAGUCGCCACGACCCCAACAGAAUAACCACCCACCCUGCUCUUGGGACCAAGCUUUGCCCACAGCACCAGUCCAGCAAACUGAGAAGGAGAAAGGACGCAUGCCUCGCGUUUUUUUUGGACAAGGACUAAAGAGAAAAUCUUUCUAAAUGUGUUGUUACUCAUUUAUUUCAUUCUCCGCACCUAUCAAAGUGUUUACACAAGGACGGUACAACAGAGGCUGUGGGUUACAUUUCUCUGCUCAGUGUGGAUCCAGCUCUUCUCCCUGGCUGUGCGAACCACAACCAUCCAGCUGUUUCCGCAUCAUGACUCCUGGAGGAUUGUGUUGUUUUCUCCCCCCCUAAUUCUUAUGCAUGCAGGCCGAUCCCUCAGUGCUGAUCCAUCGCUCGGAUGCAGGCUUAUUAUUCCUCACUGCCCACAAAAUUCAGCACCUCCACUCUGUCUAUUAUGUUACUGUUUUUCUUAUGUCAUAUCUUCAGCUAAUUUUGAAGAUGUACUGUACAGUACUGUAUGUUGCAAUCAAAAUUAGAUUGCUCAACUUGAAAACACUGACAACAUUUAAUUAAGAUGUUAUAGACGCAUCACAGGAAGUGUAAAGAAGAGACAUGCUUGUAUUAUUAAGCCGACCUUCCCUCAUGUACCUAGUCUGGCUGCAGGAUUGGCCGUAUUUUGGAUUACAAUAUGACAAUAUUUCCAGAUACACAUAGAUCACAGUUUCAAAUCAACCUACCAUGAAUUCAUGUUGGGUGAAACACGUGGCAAAUCAUGCAUGAGUUUUAAUCUAUUGCUUAAAUUGAAAGCUCUGUUCCAAAGGGAGACAGCCAUUUUUAACAAACCAAAAACACACCAAGUCGCCAGAACAAAAUGUUGGCAUUGUACAUUUCUCCAAACCAUGCAUACAUUACAUUUGUACAUUUUGUACGUAUCAUAUCAACAUAUCUAAAGUGACCUAUCUCUGAUUACAUGCAUACAAACUGACUUUGUCAUUGGAAGAAGGAAGGUAUGGUGGAUGGUGUAACACCAGGGUGAGACAGCUUCCAAGCUGGACACUACUGUUGUCCACCAACGAAAUAAUACUGGUUGCUUUUAGCGAGACAUUGCUGCAUUUCCAGCAGCAAUUGUGGUGACCAAACUGGGUAUUUUACGCCAAAACACAAUCUUUUCCAAACUAUAAAACAUUUUUUGUGCCUAAACAUAUCCAACAUAUCCUCAUACAACAAGAAGAAUGAUGUUACAUUCUUAAUUUAGGUUUAGGAAAAGAAACCUGGUGAAACUGUACCUUAAAAUGACUCAAAGUUAACAUGGUUUCGAACACUGGUCUCCUGGGGAAUGUCCUGUGUUUUGUGACUCAUCCACCACUCCAACCUGCCCCCUAAUUGGACCGCACAGGACCAGUUAUUUUUUUCACUACUGUCAGCACAUUGGCCAUGUGAUUGCAGCCUUCUAAAACACAUGGGUUAUGCAUAAUCACUGGCUCAUCAUUAUGUAGGAUAUGUAUAAAUGUUGGUGCAUUCGUUUCCAUAGGAAAAUAUAAAACAAGUGUAUAAGAACAGCCUGACGUAACCACACGUUCACUACAGCGUUAAGACAUGAAAAAACGUAAAGUUUCAACAUAUCAGCUACAUGAUAACUGACAAUUGUUACAUAUCUGUGGUUUGCAGAAAUGCACAAUGCCAACAAUUAUUCUAAUGACUGGGUUAAAAAAACGUCCUGUCUGCUACAUCAUGAACCAUAAAUGGCACCACCCAUAUCUUGCAAAUACAAAAGCAAGCCGUGUUUAGCAGUGAGCACGGGCAGGUUGCCAAGUUUGUGUAUUCUGUGUAAAAUAAUUAGGUAAUCCCCCGGUAAUUAGGCCUUCUUAAAAACCAGGUGAGAAAACAGCAGGAGACUUUUUUUUUUAAUUCUGAUUUGUCACUCAUUCAGACCUGCUCACCAAAUGACAUAACUUGAGCAGUGUGAGAUAUCUGAGCUCUUUGUUCACUUUUUUCAGUUACAAGAGGGAGCUACAAAAAAAAAAAAAAAAAAAAAACACAGUCAGGUCAUCAGCUAUCAAGUGGAAGUAGGAUAUGUCUUUGGGUUUCUGUGCAGAAACAAAAGUUGCAAAGAGUUGCCCUUUUCUGAGGUUAUCUGCGAACAAAGCCUGAAUAAUAUGCUUCUCCGAAAAGAAGAUGAACAAUCGCACCCUAUUUUUGCUCUUUUGUCAGGUGGCUUUGGUUUAAGCUGUGAAAGUCAUGCCUCACGUCAGGUGAAUAUGUUUCCUUCUGAAGUGUUUGUUAUUGUUGUCAUCAUCCCUGAGUCAGCCGUCAUGCAGGUAGCAUUCAUAUUUUCCGCUGUGUGUUUCAUUACUUUUUUCCUUUCUGCUGCUUUUUAUAUGCAAUAUAUUUCUACUCAGUGUUUCGUAAGGAAUUAAACUGGUGAGCGCAGGGUUUAGAUCCAAUGAAAGCACAAAGCUGAUCACACUGAGUGCUGUAAAAUACAUGGUAAUGUUCUUAAAACCAGCUCUGGAAUGUGUUUCAUCAAAUAUAUUUACAUCAGAUUAUUAAAAGUCUGAAAAAUGUAUCAUUAUUACCAAAUCAUCUCAGUGAUCAUUAAAACGUUUCUUAUCAUAAAAUUAGUAUUAAAGGUUUGCUCAUCAUUGCACAUUUGCAUCUCCAGAACAAACUGUUCUGUGAAUUCCUCUCAUUUCCAAGAAGCUUUUGCCAGAAGGAUCACGAUUAACUUGAGAGGCUGCAUUUGAUUUUUCUACUGGUUUAUUGAGCUUUACAAUAUUCAUCAUAUUCAAAAAGAUACAACCUUCACUUUUCUCUUAUGUUGCCAGGGCUGUGUCAGAUUGUCGUCAUGGUGUUCAGAGUGUAGCCUGGCACGAGUCAGACAAAGCUGUGUCGAGUUUUAGCUCAGUAUUUUCCAAAAGAACAUAUUAACCGCCUCCUGAAACUCUUUAAAGCAGAAACGUAUUGCCUGAGAUGCUGUUCUUAUUGUGCUGUAAAUACCAGUGUGAAUAUUUGCACCUAACCAAACAAGAGUGGAGCGAUGAUGCGUUCAAGUCACGUGUAAUUGCAUUUUUUAAGGAGUGGGGGAAAAGUCGGCUGAACAAGAAAGUAAAAGAGUUGAAGAUAUGUUUUUAAAAGGCAUCCUCCUGGCAUUUAAACAUUUUUGUCACUUGUGCAAGGAACCUUGAAAUGUUUCCUCAGGCUUAUCAAGCAAAUAUUUCCAAAGUAAAGGUGAUUUCACCUCAAAAGUAGACGACUGGACCAUUAAUUAUCAUGCAUCAUUUAAAAUGUAAAUUUGAAAAAUCAUUUUUAAGUUUUGAAUUCGAACAAAGUUUCUCAUAGAGCUCAAAAUUGUUGCCCAAGACUGAGCUGAAAAGAUCAGCAACAUAAUUGCUCUACUGUUUAAAACCUUACAGUUUGAUUACAGAAAAAAACACAGUACUGUUUUGUUUGGCCUGACAGUUCAUUUGCAGCCUGAUCUAGUUAUGACUCUGUGCUUUAUAUAUUUGCGCAGUGUUUUCGCAUUUAUCUUAUAUGGUAUGUAUUUUUACUCUGACUGACUCUGAAUAUUGUGAUAUUCGCUUGGCCAAAUGCCAAUAAAUGCAUCAGAAGAAUAUCACCUAUACAGCAACAUUAACAUACACAUAACCACCCCCAAGCAACACAUAUCAAUCUGACUUUGAUUUGUCCUCUAGAGCUUUACCAGCCCUCCCCAGCUACGCUAGACUAUUGACUGCACCUGAACACAGCUAGCUCUGCUGUUGGCUGCUUUCUGAACUCCUUUGAAGAUCACAACUAUUGAAGAUUCAACCGUGGAUCACAGGAUGAGGCCUAUCGAUUCAGCAGGCCUAGAUUUGCAGCCAUACGCAGUUACCAGAAUGUAAAUGAUUUUAGAGGGUCUUUGGUCUCUUGACUGGAGUUACAAGUGACAUUAUAAGUUAUUUAUUAAGACUUGGUGUUCCUGUAUGAUGAAUUGUUUGUUUUUGCUUUUACAAAUCUUAAUACAGCUAGUAGGUGAUUUGAAGGGGGAUGCCAUUCCCCUUGUCAACAAAAUGUUCAAAAUGCACCCCCUUUUAACCCGCCAUGCCUCUCUAUCCCCCAGGUCUGGACCCAGACGCUGCCCUAUCCUAACCCAGACCUAUAACUGUCGCCACUGUUUAAAAAACACUAAAGCAUUUAUUAUUGAACCAGUUUUGUGCUUUCCCACAAACCUGUAGUGUCCACCUGUUCUGACCUAACAAGGCAGGAAGUGCAGAUAUCAGCCAGUAAUUCUGUUCCUUGGGGGCAAACAAGCUCACAUAUUAAUAUCCAAAAGGCAUUAGCACUUCUUUUCCCCUAUUACGUGUAUCACCUUAUUGCUACUUUGCCUCAGGUUAUGAAUCACAGCAGCUCAAAUGGUUCGUUACCCUGGACUCUCGACAUUUUUAUGAGAUGCAUUUUACAAUAGGUGAUUGAUCACGAUUGAUUGAUUUUUGUUCGCUUUUGUUAUCAAAUAAGUGAUUGAAAAAUGCCAAAAUUAGUGCUUUCUCAGUUCAAGCAUUAAUACAAUGAGUCAUGCAGAUGUUUCAUGCUCCUCCUGGGUUACAAAAUGUAUUAGAUGUCUUAUGGUGAAACAUGUUAAAGAGUGAUGCAUGGGUAUUUAAUGCCUCACCAGAUUUGCUCCAAACAAAUACUCUUAAGACCUUUUCUGAAAGUAUUUUUCAUCAAUUAAUAUCAUUGUAUGCUUGUGUGCAAGAGCUAGCUGAGCCCAAGUGUGCAGCCAUUUUGGUGUCAACGCUUUAAAAAGCUUCACAAAAAAAUAAAAAAAUAAAAACUAUAUUCAUGUUUUAAUGGGAAACCAUUCGUGCCACAGUGGUGCAACAACAGUGAUUUGAAACGCUGGAAACAAUAAGACCACGGUUCAUGCGGCCAUCUUGCACUGUGGAUUUAAAAAAAAAAAGCUGGGAAGACUUCACUGAGCUGCUUAUUUCCUCUUAUCUAUACUUGCACCAUUGUCUGACAAAAUUAACAAGUCAUAGGUUUUACACCACGCUGAUGAAAUUUCUCACAGACGCAUUCUAUCUCUCCCUUUCACCCAUCCACUGCUAAUCAGCACAAGGUUUACAGCCCAUAACCCUAAUAUGCAACUGGUGUAACUGCAGGCUGUGUGGGUGAGAAGCAACCCGUGCAUCAUUAGUAGAUAUUUGAUUUCUUCUAAAGGAAGAAAAGGGAUUUAUUGCAUGCUUACUUUUAUUGUUAAGCUGUGUUGUGCAGUCUUUCCUUUGGGUCUUAUGAUAUGCUAAUAUGCAAGCCUGCAUUUGCACAAACCUCUGUUCUUGUAGUUUACGCUCUCUGUCUUGCAGUUAGGUAAA